Messenger RNA from Penicillium digitatum Pd1, 390 nucleotides. Its product is annotated as extracellular guanyl-specific ribonuclease RntA. The record is from RefSeq and is a predicted model, not a curated record. Gene Ontology annotation, molecular function: RNA nuclease activity; RNA binding. NCBI's taxonomy places the organism in Eukaryota, Fungi, Ascomycota, Eurotiomycetes, Eurotiales, Aspergillaceae.
AUGCAGUACACCAAGAUCCUGGCUGUGGCCACUCUUUUCAUGACCAAUGCCUUCGCCGCUCCCCUAGACCUUGAAGCUCGCGACUGUGCCGCGGUUUGCGGUACAGUCUGCUACUCCAGCAGUGCUAUCAGCGCUGCCCAGGAAGAGGGAUACAACCUCUACAGCAUGUAUGACGAAGUCCACAACUACCCCCACCAGUACCACAACUAUGAGGAUUUCGAGUUCCCCGUUUCAGGAACCUACUACGAAUUCCCCAUUCUCCGCGAUGGCGAGGUUUAUGAUGGUGGCUCUCCUGGUGCGGACCGUGUUAUUUUCAACGACAACGAUGAGCUGGCUGGCGUUAUUACUCAUGACGGUGCCAGCGGUGACGACUUUGUGGCAUGUAACUAG